Molecule: messenger RNA, 3572 nt
Organism: Oncorhynchus nerka (sockeye salmon)
Lineage: Eukaryota; Metazoa; Chordata; Actinopteri; Salmoniformes; Salmonidae
Gene: slc9a1b
Product: solute carrier family 9 member A1b
Exons: 13
Coding region: 404-2674 (756 amino acids)
Biological process (GO): regulation of intracellular pH; proton transmembrane transport; sodium ion import across plasma membrane
Cellular component (GO): plasma membrane
Molecular function (GO): sodium:proton antiporter activity; potassium:proton antiporter activity
Source: RefSeq, a predicted model, not a curated record
UUGAGGUGUGAUUGCAGCCAAUGAAACCCAAAUAGAGGACAUGAGGCACAAACGGGAGUUGAUAUUCCGCCUGAUACAUAACAGCUGCGCCUUUCACAUUAGUGAACACUUCAACGCUUGACGACACUGCGCAAACAUUUAAUGAGGAAUACAAUCAUCAUCAAAUCCGGCGUUAACUCUCAUUCAUCAGGGAUCUUUUUACUGGUGUUUCUUUACAUUUACCCCGUGAUAUUCUAUGCAUGAUGUCCGUACAUGCACUGCGUAAAAGUGCAAGCUCCAGCUGCAGUAACAUGGCACCAGCAUCACUUCCCCUUACAUCUUCAUUUCUGCCUGCAUCUCCGACGCAUUGAUGGAGGAUGACGAUUUGGAGUUGCUAGCGGGAUAAAUCAUUAACAUAUUUGAAAUGCCGGCAUUCUCGUGUGCCUUUCCUGGCUGUCGCAGGGAUCUCCUGGUAAUAGUUUUAGUUGUGUUAGUGGGCAUUGGAUUACCUAUUGAAGCCUCUGCCCCUGCAUAUCAAUCGCAUGGGACUGAAGGCUCACAUUUAACUAAUAUAACAAAUACUAAAAAGGCAUUUCCUGUACUUGCCGUAAAUUACGAACACGUACGAAAGCCUUUUGAGAUCGCGCUAUGGAUCCUCCUCGCCUUAUUGAUGAAACUUGGUUUCCAUCUGAUCCCGCGUCUGUCUGCCGUGGUCCCAGAGAGCUGCCUGCUGAUCGUGGUGGGGCUGCUAGUGGGGGGGCUCAUCAAGGUGAUUGGAGAAGAGCCCCCAGUACUGGACUCCCAGCUCUUCUUCCUGUGCCUCCUCCCUCCCAUCAUCCUUGAUGCUGGCUACUUCCUGCCGAUCCGGCCCUUCACAGAGAAUGUGGGCACCAUCUUGGUGUUUGCGGUGAUAGGUACCCUGUGGAACGCCUUCUUUAUGGGGGGCUUGCUGUACGCCUUGUGCCAGAUCGAGAGCGUCGGUCUGAGCGGAGUUGACCUGCUGGCCUGCCUGCUCUUCGGCUCCAUCGUGUCGGCCGUGGACCCCGUGGCCGUGCUGGCUGUGUUUGAAGAGAUCCAUAUCAACGAGUUGGUUCACAUCCUGGUGUUUGGGGAGUCCCUUCUCAAUGAUGCUGUCACAGUGGUUCUGUACAACCUGUUUGAGGAGUUCUCCAAAGUGGGGACGGUCACUGUAUUGGAUGUGUUCCUAGGCGUGGUGUGUUUCUUCGUGGUGUCCCUAGGAGGGGUCCUGGUGGGGGCCAUAUACGGCUUCUUGGCAGCCUUCACCUCUCGUUUCACCUCUCACACCCGCGUCAUCGAACCCCUUUUCGUCUUCCUAUACAGCUACAUGGCCUACCUUUCCUCCGAGAUGUUCCAUCUCUCUGGUAUCAUGGCUUUGAUAGCAUGUGGGGUUGUGAUGCGGCCCUAUGUGGAGGCCAACAUAUCCCACAAGUCCUACACCACCAUCAAGUACUUCCUGAAGAUGUGGAGCAGCGUGAGCGAGACACUCAUCUUCAUCUUCCUGGGCGUGUCCACGGUGGCAGGGCCACAUGCCUGGAACUGGACCUUCGUCAUCACCACCGUCAUCCUCUGUCUGGUGUCACGAGUACUGGGUGUGAUUGGCCUUACAUUCAUCAUAAACAAAUUCCGUAUUGUCAAGUUGACCAAAAAGGACCAGUUCAUUGUGGCCUACGGUGGCCUGCGAGGGGCCAUAGCUUUCUCCCUGGGAUACCUGCUGUCAAAUAGUCACCAAAUGAGGAACUUGUUCCUGACAGCAAUCAUCACUGUCAUUUUCUUUACUGUGUUUGUGCAGGGUAUGACAAUCAGGCCCUUGGUUGAGCUACUUGCUGUGAAGAAGAAGAAGGAGAGCAAGCCUUCCAUCAAUGAGGAGAUUCACACAGAGUUCCUGGACCAUCUCCUCACAGGAGUUGAGGGUGUCUGUGGCCAUUAUGGGCAUUAUCACUGGAAGGAGAAGCUUAACCGCUUCAACAAGACCUACGUGAAGAGGUGGCUUAUAGCGGGCGAGAACUUUAAGGAGCCUGAGUUGAUCGCCUUCUACCGCAAGAUGGAGCUGAAGCAGGCUAUUAUGAUGGUGGAGAGUGGUCAGCUGCCCUCAGUUCUGCCCUCCACCAUCUCCAUGCAGAACAUCCAGCCCAGAGCGAUUCCACGGGUCUCUAAGAAACGGGAGGAAGAGAUCAGAAGGAUCCUGAGGGCCAACCUGCAGAACAACAAGCAAAAAAUGCGCAGCAGAUCCUACAGCAGACACACUCUGUUUGACGCCGAUGAGGAAGACAACGUGAGCGAGGUGCGCCUACGGAAGACUAAGAUGGAGAUGGAGAGGAGGGUCAGUGUGAUGGAGAGGAGGAUGAGCCACUACCUCACUGUUCCAGCCAACCGGGAGUCACCUAGGCCUGGAGUCAGGCGAGUCAGGUUUGAAUCAGACAACCAGGUUUUCAGUGCUGACAGUUUCCCUACUGUCCACUUUGAGCAGCCUUCCCCUGCCAGCACACCUGACGCUGUCAGCCUAGAGGAGGAGGUACCCAAGAGGCCUAGCCUGAAAGCAGACAUAGAAGGACCCAGGGGUAAUGCGUCAGACAACCACCAGGGCGAACUGGACUACCAGAGACUAGCACGCUGUCUAAGCGACCCCGGUCCCAAUAAAGACAAGGAGGACGACGAUCCCUUCAUGUCCUGUUAAAGAACAUCUUUUAACAGCGCUUCAAAUGAGGAGAAUGAGGAGAAUAAUCGGAUUCCACUAUUCCUUAAUUCUCCUCUGGCACUUACUUGUAUGAGAUGGAGAUUUUUCUAUGGCAACAUCUCAAAGUAUCUCAUCUAUCGAAGGACAUUUCUAAUUUAUCUCUGUGCCGUUGUUGUUGUAUUUCUCAUAUUUGGGUCCUUGUUCUUUGGUAUUUUUGAUGUAAUAUAAUGUGAAUAAUUUGCCAAAGGUUCACGUACCAAUUUUUCUUGAACCAUUCUUCAAUAUCAUGAAAUCAUGACUCAAGAUUUGUUUGUGUUUCAGAUAUUUUUUUAAAUGUUUUUUUGUUAUGUAAAAUCACGGCUUCCUUUUAGAGAGAGGAAUGUAGGUGUUUGUUAGCACUUCUGUCUUAAUACGUUUUCACAUGAUAGUGCUUCUCAUUCACUUUAUUCACAUGAAUAUUAAAUAUGUUUUCUCAGGGACUGCAUCACAGGGUAGCUGGCCAACUACCCUUAGCAGCCAGAAAACACACUCCUGGUAACUAUAUAAAUACAAUUGCAAUUUCCAGUAUGUCUUUUGACUGGAUAAAAGCCUUUUCAUUGGAAGCAAGUAGCAAAAUAGAUUGCAUAUCACUCAAAGUAAUCGCACUCAUACCUUGUCUCCACUGUAUUUGGGUCUGAAGCGGUCAAAAUCCAUUUAGACUUGUAAGUGAUUGUCUAAAAAAAGGAAGUUGCCAAGUUGAAUAAUUUUUUAUAAGAAAGACAAUGCAGGCCUAUUUGAAAUGGGUUGAAUUGUUAGCAGUUUGUACUGAGAGGUAAAACAAGCUUUACAGAUAAUAUGCAUCAGAAAUUAAGAUGACUUCCUGACUGAGUUUAACAAUAAAGUGGUCAUAAAAUACAAA